GACUUCUUCUCUACUGGGGAGAUAUUGAGGCAAAUUAAUCAUUCUGUUAUUGCUUUAAUUCCUAAAUUGCCUAGUGUUACCUCAGUGGCUGAUUUCAGGCCAAUUUCUUGUUGUAAUGUCAUAUACAAGGUCAUUUCUAAAAUUCUGGCUACCAGAUUGGCUGCUGCUUUACAGAGUAUUAUUAGUCCUGCCCAAAAUGCUUUUCUGGGAGGUAGGAAGAUGACUGAUAACAUUAAUUUGGUGCAAGAACUACUUAGGCAGUAUGGCAGGAAAAGGGCUUCUCCUAGAUGUUUGGUUGUUAGUUUAAUUAUGAAAUGUGUUGAAUCCACCUCCUUCUCUGUGUCAGUUAAUGGGAACUUGUAUGGCUUCUUUCAAGGCAAGAGUGGAAUUAGGCAAGGGGACCCCUUUAUCUCCUUAUUUAUUUAUCACUUGCAUGGAAUACUUCUCCAGAAUGGAAUUGUGCAGUUUUGGCUUAGCAUAUUUCCCAUGCCAGCUCAAGUUUUAAGGCAGAUUACUAGAAUUUGCAGGAACUUUCUUUGGAAUGGCAACGUUUUUGAAGGGGAAUUCUGCUCUGGUGGCUUGGAGGACAGCACAAAGGUGUUAAAGUCUCUUGGGAAAGAGUGGUUUGGGAGCAUUGGUCUCUGCCUAGAUACAUCUGCUUUCUUGGGUCAGGAUGGAGGGUUAUCUCCAGUUCAGACUGUUUGGUUGCUGCUUGAAGAAGAAAUGGGGGUAGCUUGGUUAUUUAUGGACCUGAUUUGCUUAUUCAUAAGGAUUGCUGGUUUGGGCUUCUGCUCUGGAUUGGCCCUCUGCUGUCUGGACCACUCUGGACUAUCCUGGGUUUAUGACUCACAUCUAUUCUGGCUUAUUGCUGCAGCUGUGCCUAACUGGAUGCUAGAUAGUCCUGGGUGGAUUGGUUCUCUUGCUUGA
This is a messenger RNA of Tripterygium wilfordii, 927 nucleotides long. RefSeq lists its product as uncharacterized. The transcript has 5 exons. NCBI's taxonomy places the organism in Eukaryota, Viridiplantae, Streptophyta, Magnoliopsida, Celastrales, Celastraceae. The record is from RefSeq and is a predicted model, not a curated record. The annotation marks the transcript as partial.